ACUAAGUGGACAUUUGUCAGAGUUGUAGUAAAAGUUCAAGUUGAAAUUUGAACUUCUAACUCAAAACGAUACCUUCCUCUCUUCUUUUUUAGAAGGACAAGGAAACCUCGUCUGUGCUUGAGAGUUCCAACCCUAAAAAUCAGAAUUCACACAUAGGAGCAAAGACAAAAGCAGGGAUGGAUAGAACUAUAGAUGGAGACAGGGUUGGACCAGGGAGAGAGUGAAUAAAGAGACUCCCAGGGGGAGAAGUGUAAAGCGGGUGACUGAUGGAAGGGAAGGGCAAAGUGAGGUAAGGCAGCAAAAGAUGUCAGGAGAGGAGGAGGGUCUGUGUGGGGUUCAGAGAAGGAAGAGGUGUGUGCAAAAAAUGGUAGCAAUUUAUCUACCCAAAGAAGAGAGUGUAAGCCAGAGGAUCACAGCCACAUAGAGGACACUUAAAUUUCAACAGAGCUACUUGGGUAUUGGCUCCUAUUCAGUGGUAGAGAGAACAAAGAAGACAUGCCACGGCAAUGGGAGCUCCAGCAGCCGCAAUCUCAAAAACUGACACAGACUUGUCAAUAAAGAGAGUAAAAUCUGAUUUAUAAUACUUGCAGAAGGCCACAAGCUAUACAAGGACCUGAAGAACUUCCUUAGUGCAGUCAAAGUGAUGCAUGAAAGUUCAAAGAAAGUGUCAGAAACUCUACAGGAGAUCUAUAGCAGCGAGUGGGACGGUUAUGAGGAGUUGGCGGCCAUUGUAGGGAAUAAUGAUCUCCUUUGGGAAGACUAUGAAGAGAAACUGGCUGACCAGGCUUUGAGGACCAUGGAAAACUACGUAGCCCAGUUCAGCGAGAUCAAGGAGAGAAUCGCCAAGCGGGGUCGGAAACUCGUGGACUAUGACAGUGCCCGACACCAUCUGGAGGCAGUGCAGAAUGCCAAGAAGAAAGAUGAGGCCAAGACUGCCAAGGCAGAGGAAGAGUUCAACAAAGCCCAGAUUGUGUUUGAAGAUCUAAACCAGGAACUACUGGAGGAGCUGCCUAUUCUUUAUAACAGUCGUAUUGGUUGUUAUGUGACCAUCUUCCAAAACAUUUCCAACUUGAGAGAUGUCUUCUACAGGGAAAUGAGCAAGUUGAACCACAAUCUGUACGAGGUGAUGAGCAAACUGGAGAAGCAACAUUCCAACAAAGUCUUUGUUGUGAAGGGACUAUCAAGCAGCAAGAGACGCUCUUUAGUCAUUUCUCCCCCAGUUCGAACAUCUACGGUCUCCAGCCCUCUUACCUCACCUACCAGUCCCUCUGCACUUGCCUUGAAGGAAAAUGAACCUGCCUCAGCAGCUGAAGAAGAUCUGGCACCUGAAGCAGCCCAAGGAGAAGACAAUUCUGAGAUCAAAGAAGAGCCCUUAGAAGAUGAGGAAACAGAAGAGGAAGAGUCUGAAGCCAGUUCCUCUGAGGAAGAGAAGUCUCUAUCAGACUGCAAUGGCCCAACCCAGGCCCAGCCCUCUCCUACUGCUGAGGGUGGCAAGUCCCAGGAUAAGGUUCUCCCUUGCUCCCCAGCCCCAUCACCAGGCAGAGCCCUGAUUCCUUCAGAGCAGCCUUCAUCACUCUCAGAAGUAGUCCUUCGACCCCGCACCUCAAGUGAAGGAUCUGACAAACCAAAGAAGAAAGCCUCUAUCCAGAGGACCUCAGCACCCCCUAGUAGGCCUCCUCCACCCAGAGCUACUCCGAGCCCCAGGUCCUCCUCGGGGAACAGCCCUCCGGCCUCUGGAGGGGGUUCACCCACCAGCCCCAGAGCCUUCUUGGGGACUGGGACUCCAAGUCCUAGGGCCUCCUUAGAGGCCUCUCCUAAUCCAGAGCCACCAGAGAAGCCAGGAAGAACUCCUGAGGCACAAGAAAAGGAAAACAUCCAUAGUCCAAACCCAGAAGAACUUUGUGCAUCUCCCACCGUGAUAACCCCUCAGGUUUUUUCAGACCCUAAAGCAGCAAAGAAGAUGGAAGACAAGGAAGAGAAUGAGGAGGUUAUUUCACCUGAUUCCCCCAAGGGCCAAGGCCCUCAGCUUCAAGUCUCUGCAGUUACAGGAGAAAGCAACCUCACAGCACCUGAGCCUCAAGAAGAGGUAUCUACAAGUCAAAACGCACAACUCUGAAGAGAAACUACCAAGACCCUCCCAUGCCUCCCCAGAGAAGCCCCUCAACUAGAGGGUAUCUGUCAGAAGGAUAUAAGAGCAAGCGUUCAUUUCUAGAUUCUCAGACAGUAGAAAUGCUGGUGGUCUCCAAAACUUGGCAUUAUUGGAAGCUGAGGAACAGUCUUAUGGGAGGAAGGGAGGCAGGCAGUCUUGGGAGAAGAGGAUGUUAGACUCAGGGAGUACUUAAUUCGGGUUUUAGCAUUGUUAGAAGAAUAAGACUCUAUUAAAGUGGGGCUAAAAUGACGAUAAAGCAGAAGUAUCUAUAGACACACACUUGUCUGCACAGAGACACAUAACCACACAUACUCAGAAUAAUAGACAAAUCCUUGACUUACUCACUUUGUAAGACUUAAAGUCACAAGAAUAUAUUUUCAGAUUGUUAAAUAAAGUAUGAUUUUGAUUUUCUAUGGAUUAUUUGUUUGACACAGGGCAUUGUUCCAGCUCAGAACAGUUUUCCUCUGGGACAAGGUUAUUGAUUCUGCCUCAGUCACGAAGCUUUAGUUGCAUAGCUGAGCCCUCUCUCAUCCUAACUCUUAACUGACCCCUAUCUCAUCCUAACUCUUUAUAAUGUCAGGGGCCACAGAAUACUCUCCUCAACCCAAGGUAUGUUGCUGCAGGGUUGUUGCUCCCUUUGGUUAAUAAGCAAAUACCCUUGGAAACGAGUUAUAUUUUAAAGCUAUGUCUAAUGUUUACAAUCUCAUAUUUGGUGCGAAUAUGGAUCUGAGCAGGAUGUUGAAAGAUAUGAAACUCCAAUGAAGGGAAAGGAUGCAAAGUAUAAUAAUAUCAUGGAAAUGGCAUGAGAUUUGGAGUCAGGAGUCCUGGAUUCAUUUACUAUCUAUGAAAACAUUUGUGAAAACAUUAAAAGUAGCUCUGGAGUCCUGCCACCUUGAUAAAUACACGUAUACAUGCAAAUCCCCUUCAUCUUUGCUCUUGUUUUUAGAGAUGACAUUACCACGUGUGCAGCAAGCAUUUACUGAGUAUCGACUCUGUACCAAGCACUGGGUGCUAGUACUAGUAUGUGGAAAACAAUGAAAGAAAAAAGUAAGAACUUUGAGCAGGGAGCAGAAUGGCCAAGAUCUUGUGAUGGGACAAAAUAUGCAAGUAUUUUGAAUUCACACAUUCAAAAUGUACGAUGAUGAAGACUGAGGGGUUUUGUUUGUUUGUUUAUUUGUUUGUUUGCAGUUUUUGGC
Messenger RNA from Otolemur garnettii (small-eared galago), 3345 nucleotides. It is a transcript of the gene BIN2, whose product is annotated as bridging integrator 2. Gene Ontology annotation, cellular component: phagocytic cup; plasma membrane; podosome. Gene Ontology annotation, molecular function: protein binding; phospholipid binding. The transcript is spliced from 12 exons. Bases 644 to 2116 code for a protein of 490 amino acids. Lineage: Eukaryota; Metazoa; Chordata; Mammalia; Primates; Galagidae. Gene Ontology annotation, biological process: podosome assembly; plasma membrane tubulation; phagocytosis, engulfment. The record is from RefSeq and is a predicted model, not a curated record.